Molecule: messenger RNA, 711 nt
Organism: Echinostoma caproni
Lineage: Eukaryota; Metazoa; Platyhelminthes; Trematoda; Plagiorchiida; Echinostomatidae
Source: the annotation of a GenBank genome assembly
AUGUAUUUUUUGACCUGGCAUGUGCAUUUUCCUUAUCAGGUUCCUGCCUACUUUGCUGGUGACGAAGGUACCGAUGAGAGCUCAACUGAGGAUCCAUCCCAUCGGCAAGUUCUAUUCAAGUCUCCCUCCAAUCCCACUGCAUCUGUUGUUGAUCGUGCUCCUCGUUUGGCAACACCAUCUCGGCUUCUUAGUGAUUUGGAUGCCGGUUACGCGGACGACAUUGAUGAGGCAGAAGAUGACGAAACUCUACUGUCUUGCUCGGACAAAGGGCAUCGAAAGUCCCGGCGACAUUCGCGCCAUCAUGAUUCCGUAGAUCAGUCUUCCAAUCAAGUCAAUCGAUCACCCUGGUCGGGAUGUGAAACGGCACUGUGUGAUGACGAUCAGGACGAGCCGUUAGUUACACCAGCCAUGCUGAUCAGCCCACCAAUGUCCACAUUUGGUCCCACUGGCGUGGACGAGACAACUGUACCAAUCACAACAGGACGUCAGUCAAAUAAGAACACUCCUCCCAAACAGACUUCCCACAGGACAUCUGAAAUUUCUGCAGAAGGAUCUUCCUUAUCCACAAGAGUAUGUAAUACUUCUAGAGACGGUCUCACGAAAGAACAGUUACGUGAAGCGUUGAUUCAUAUUAUUCAGAACGAUGAUGACUUCUUGCACCGGAUUCAUUCUGCCUACAUUGCGUCGUUACAGCGCCGUAUACUCAAAUAA